GCGCUGCCGGGGCUGGGGGCGGGUCGACGCCGCCGCGGGAGGAGGGACAAAGGGGUGGGUCUCCGGGACCUGCACCCCGACGCCGGCGGCCGCAGGUCCGAGACGGACCGAUCGCAGGAGCGCGGGGCCCGCGGCCGAGAUGCCGGUGCGUGGAGACCGCGGCUUCGCCCCGCGGCGGGAACUGUCAGGCUGGCUCCGCACCCCCGGCAUGGAAGAGCUGAUCUGGGAGCAGUACACUGUCACCCUGCAGAAGGAUUCCAAGAAAGGAUUUGGAAUUGCAGUGUCUGGAGGCAGAGACAACCCCCACUUUGAAAAUGGGGAGACGUCCAUCGUCAUUUCUGACGUGCUCCCGGGUGGGCCUGCCGCUGGGCUUCUGCAGGAAAAUGACAGGGUGGUCAUGGUUAACGGCACCCCCAUGGAGGAUGUGCUGCAUUCGUUCGCCGUCCAGCAGCUGAGAAACAGUGGGAAGAUCGCUGCCAUCGUGGUCAAGCGGCCCCGGAAAGUGCAGGUGGCCCCCCGGCAGGGCAGCCCUCUGGGAAACGAUGACGACCGCACCUUCGAGGUGAUGGAGGAGUUCGACGGGCGGAGCGUGCGCAGCGGCUACAGCGAGCAGAGCCCACGCAGCAGCCGCGGGGGGCGCAGCCACAGCUGGGAGGACAGCCCCGAGCGGGGUCGGCCCCACAGCCGCGCACGCAGCCGGGAGCGGGAUCGCAGCCGCGGCCGCAGCCUGGAGCGCGGCCUGGACCAGGACGACCACUACGGGCGAGCCCGCGACAGCAGCCGCGGCCGCAGCCUGGAGCGCGGCUUGGACCACGAUGACCGCUACGGACGAGCCCGGGACAGCAGCCGCGGCCGCAGCCUGGACGAGCCCUGGGAGCGCCCCUACAGCCCCGACGGGGACUACGGCCGCCGCGCCAAGCCCCAGGCACGCUAUGAGGCGUCCCGCAGCCGCAGCCGCGAGCACCUGCGCUCCCGCAGCCCCAGCGCAGAGCGGAGGGGGCGGCCCGGCCACGCUGGCCAGCAGGAUCCCGACAGGCCCAUUGGGGUCCUUCUGACGAAAAGCAAAGCGAAUGAAGAGUAUGGUCUCCGGCUCGGGAGCCAGAUCUUCAUCAAAGAAAUGACGAGAACAGGUCUUGCAACUAAAGAUGGCAACCUGCACGAAGGAGACAUCAUCCUCAAGAUCAAUGGAACUGUAACUGAGAACAUGUCUCUAACGGAUGCUCGGAAACUGAUAGAGAAGUCCAGAGGGAAACUUCAGCUGGUGGUGUUGAGAGACAGCAGGCAGACCCUCAUCAACAUUCCGUCUCUAAAUGACAGUGACUCUGAAAUAGAAGAUAUCUCCGAAAUAGAGUCCGUCCGAUCAUUUUCUCCAGAAGAGAGACGGCAGCAGUAUUCCGAUUAUGAUCACCAUUCUUCCAAUGAGAAGCUGAAGGAAAGACCAAAUUCAAGAGAGGGCACACCAAGCAGAUGGUCCCGGAUGGGCGCCACCCCCACUCCGUUCAAAUCCUCUGGAGAUCUUGCUGCUGCAGUGGGGCCUGAGAGCAGCCGGGAGCCCCGACACCAUGAGGAAGGCGCAGCUCCUCAACCAAAAGCACCCCCGAGAAGUUUUCUUCGUCCUAGUCCUGAAGAUGAAGCCAUAUAUGGCCCCAAUACCAAAAUGGUGAGGUUCAAGAAAGGCGAUAGCGUGGGCCUCCGGCUGGCCGGUGGCAAUGAUGUGGGGAUAUUUGUGGCUGGCAUCCAGGAGGGCACCUCGGCGGAACAAGAAGGCCUUCAAGAAGGGGACCAGAUUCUGAAGGUGAACACGCAGGAUUUCCGAGGGCUGGUUCGGGAGGAUGCUGUUCUCUACCUGCUAGAGAUUCCCAAGGGUGAAACUGUCACCAUUUUGGCUCAGAGCCGAGCUGACGUGUACAGAGACAUCCUGGCCUGCGGCCGGGGGGACUCGUUCUUCAUCAGGAGCCACUUUGAAUGUGAGAAGGAGACCCCGCAGAGCCUGUCCUUCACGCGAGGGGAGGUCUUCCGAGUGGUGGACACACUGUACGAUGGCAAGCUGGGCCACUGGCUGGCCGUGAGGAUCGGAAACGAGCUGGAAAAGGGCUUAAUCCCCAACAAAAGCAGAGCCGAGCAGAUGGCCAGUGUUCAGAACGCUCAGAGGGACAACGCUGGGGACAGGGCGGACUUCUGGAGAAUGCGUGGCCAGAGGUCAGGCAUGAAGAAGAACUUGCGGAAGAGUCGGGAAGAUCUCACUGCUGUGGUGUCGGUCAGCACCAAGUUCCCCGCCUAUGAGAGGGUCUUGCUACGCGAAGCUGGUUUCAAGAGGCCUGUGGUCUUAUUUGGCCCCAUCGCAGAUAUUGCACUGGAAAAGUUGGCAAACGAGUUACCUGACCUGUUCCAAACUGCUAAAACAGAGCCAAAAGAUGCAGGAUCAGAGAAAUCCAGUGGCGUGGUGCGGUUAAAUACUGUGAGACAAAUUAUUGAGCAGGAUAAGCACGCAUUACUGGAUGUGACUCCUAAAGCUGUGGACCUGUUGAAUUAUACUCAGUGGUUCCCAAUUGUGAUUUUUUUCAACCCUGACUCGAGGCAGGGUGUCAAGACCAUGCGCCAGAGGUUGAACCCAACAUCCAACAAAAGCUCUCGAAAGCUAUAUGACCAAGCGAAUAAGCUUAAGAAAACUUGUGCACAUCUUUUCACAGCUACAAUCAACCUAAAUUCAUCCAAUGAUGGCUGGUUUGGUAGCUUGAAGGACACAAUCCACCAACAGCAAGGAGAAGCAGUAUGGGUCUCUGAAGGAAAGAUGGAAGGGAUGGAUGAUGACCCUGAAGACCGAAUGUCCUACUUAACCGCCAUGGGUGCGGACUAUCUGAGUUGCGACAGCCGCCUCAUCAGUGACUUUGAGGACACCGAUGGUGAAGGAGGUGCCUACACCGACAAUGAGCUGGAUGAGCCAGCUGAGGAGCCCAUGGUGUCUUCCAUCACCCGUUCCUCGGAGCCGGUGCAGCAUGAGGAGAGCAUAAAGAAAUCCAGCCCAGAGCCACGAGCUCAGAUGAGGAGGGCUGCUAGCAGAGACCAACUUAGGGACACUAGCCCGCCCCCCGCAUUCAAGCCAGAUCCACCGAAGGCCAAAACGCAAGCCAAAGAAGACGCCUUUGAUCUCUCCAGACCCCACGAGUACAAGUUGGCGCCCUCCGCUGCUGCUGGGCAUGACAUUCCUGGGGCCUCCACCAAAGGGCAGCCUCCUCCCGUGGCAGCGAAGCCUGUCUUAGGACGGUCUAUUCUGAAGCCGUCCACUCCCGUCCCUCCCCCGGAGAGUGAGGAGGGGGGAGAGGGCAGUGAGGAGCAAGACAACACCCCCAAAUCUGUCCUGGGCAAAGUGAAAAUCUUUGAGAAGAUGGAUCACAAGGCGCGCUUGCAGAGGAUGCAGGAGCUCCAGGAAGCCCAGAAUGCAAGGUUGGAAAUUGCUCAGAAGCAUCCUGAUAUCUAUGCAGUUCCAAUCAAAACCCACAAACCAGACCCUGGCUCUCCGCAGUACACAAGUUCCAGAGCUCCAGAGCCACAGAAAGUUCCUUCCCGACUGUACCAGGAGCCCCGGGGCAGUUACGGCAGUGACGCGGAGGAGGAGGAGUACCGCCAGCAGCUGUCGGAGCACUCCAAGCGCGGCUACUACGGCCAGGCGGCCCGCUACCGGGACACUGAGUUAUAGCUGUCUCGGGAGUGACUUCUGGUGUCCUGCUGUGGCCACCUCGGAACCGCGCUGCUGCUGAGCCCUGGGCUGGUUCUUCCGGGCACUGCAGAGGGCCCGGAUCUCCUGCCUGGUCCCGCGGGGUUCAGGGCCAGCCCGUGCUUAUGAAGGACUGAGCGGUGGGGGUCCUGGGUGCGGGAGGGGAUGGUUCUGUGCUGAGAACGGAGAGACGCUCCGUGGCCUGAUAACUGUUACCUGCUUCAGUGGACCAAAAUCUGUGUUUAUUCUGUUUGUGAAUUUUUAACUUGUCUAUCGAGAAGUGAUAACUAUUUUUCCCCUCAUUAAUAGCUGCCUUCAAGCACAA
Sorex araneus (European shrew) is the source of this 4040-nucleotide messenger RNA. It is a transcript of the gene TJP2, whose product is annotated as tight junction protein 2. The record is from RefSeq and is a predicted model, not a curated record. Gene Ontology annotation, biological process: cell-cell junction organization; establishment of endothelial intestinal barrier; protein localization to cell-cell junction. The coding region runs from base 140 to 3697 and encodes 1185 amino acids. The transcript is spliced from 23 exons. Gene Ontology annotation, cellular component: plasma membrane; bicellular tight junction. NCBI's taxonomy places the organism in Eukaryota, Metazoa, Chordata, Mammalia, Eulipotyphla, Soricidae. Gene Ontology annotation, molecular function: cell adhesion molecule binding.